AUGUCCUUUCUCAUCGUUGGCCUCCGGACCUAUGUUCGCUCACGGACAAUACGGAACUUCGGCAAAGACGAUGCCUUGAUGAUCGUGGCGUUUGUUUUUACACUCGGAUACCUGAUAUGCAUCUGGGUUCUGCGCGACAAUGGCAUGGGCUACAGCGGCAAAGUCUUGGAUUUAGACCAGAUGCGGACACUGAUUCAGACGACGCUGGCGAUUCAAAUUCUCUACUACCUCUUGGUGGCUUGUGUCAAGAUCUCUAUCUGCUUCUGCUACCUGCGCAUAGCCACGAGCUCGAUCAAUAUUGUCACAGACAUAUGGAUCAUUGUCCUACCUAUAAGAACAUUACUCAAGAUCCAGCGCCCAAACCGCGAAAAGCUCGGUCUAAUAUUCGUGUUCGGCCUCGGCAUAUUCUCUACGAUUUCCUCCAUCGUACGACUCCACGCAAUCCGCAUUUACACCGAAUCCGCCGACCCCUUCUACGACUCUGUACCCAUUAACGUCUGGUCGAUGGUUGAAGUUAACAUCGGCAUCUGGUGCGCUUCCAUCCCCUCACUCAGGAUCCUCAUUAUCCGACGCCGGGCCGCCAGCCAGGCUUCGCGCUCAGCUGGCACGUACAAGUACCACAGCAGCGGGCGAAGCGGGGUCAAGAGCAACGGCAAUAGUAACAGUGAGGGGUCGCAAAACAUCGAGAGUUUCGACAUGGGAACCGUAGACUUGACGAAUCCUGAGGCCGCCAGGAAAGCCAGCAAAGGAGAGAGUGAGUGGAGCAGGCAGGGAAGCGACGACCAGAUCUAUUUUCCCGGCGCGUAUAACCCAACACCAAAGCUUCCUGUUUGA
This is a messenger RNA of Didymosphaeria variabile, 834 nucleotides long. RefSeq lists its product as uncharacterized. NCBI's taxonomy places the organism in Eukaryota, Fungi, Ascomycota, Dothideomycetes, Pleosporales, Didymosphaeriaceae. The record is from RefSeq and is a predicted model, not a curated record. The coding region runs from base 1 to 834 and encodes 277 amino acids. The transcript has 4 exons.